Triticum aestivum (bread wheat) is the source of this 933-nucleotide messenger RNA. Its product is annotated as protein SAWADEE HOMEODOMAIN HOMOLOG 2-like. Lineage: Eukaryota; Viridiplantae; Streptophyta; Magnoliopsida; Poales; Poaceae. Bases 1 to 933 code for a protein of 310 amino acids. Gene Ontology annotation, molecular function: chromatin binding; DNA binding. The record is from RefSeq and is a predicted model, not a curated record. The transcript is spliced from 7 exons.
AUGACGGGGCAGGCACCAAGUCUCGUGUUCCGGUUCACCGACACGGAGGUCGCCAAGAUGGAGGAGGUCCUUCGUGACCUCAACGCCAUGCCCAAGCAUCCUGUCAUCCAGGGCCUCACCGACGACUUCAAUGCCUCCCAGGACCGCUCCGGCGACGGCAAGGUCCUCGUCCAGUACAAUCAGGUGAGGAAUUGGUUCCAGAACCGGAGGUCCGUGCAGUCCAGGAAGAUGAUGGUGCCCCCAGUGGCCGAGGAACACCACCCAGUGGCCGGAUCUUACUCAGGGAAUAGUUCUUCGGAUGGUGGCCAUGUCCAGUUUGAGGCAAAGUCAGCAAGAAAUGGUGCAUGGUACAAUGUUGCUGCCUUUAUGUCCCACAGGUUCAUUGAAACGAGGGACCCGGAAGUACUAGUUCGAUUUACUUGGCUUGGACCCGAGGAGGAUGAAUGGGUUGAUGUUUGUAAAUGUGUGAGAGUGCGUUCUCUUCAAUGUGUUGCUGUGCUGCCUGGGGAUAUCAUUAUGUGUUUUAAGGAAGGUAAAGAGCAGGCCCGCUAUUUUGAUGCACAUGUUCUUCAAGUUCAAAGGCGCAGGCAUGACGUAAGGGGGUGCCGCUGCAGGUUUCUUGUUUGUUAUGAUCAUGAUCACUCUGAGGAGUUUGUUCCACUGAACAAGGUAUGCCGUCGAUCAGUGCAUCAGAAAGCCCAAAAGCCGCACGAGAUGAUGGAUGUCAACACUGACAAGGUGACCGGGGGCGGGGUUCCCAUUCCACCAGAUCAAGGAGGUCCAUCUGACAAGCCGGUUGCUCCCUUACUUGACUCGCCCACUAGCACUGGCAGCAAUUCAGUGGCAGAUGUUGAGGCGGGGGGUACGGAGGCUACCCGAAAUGGUGAAGGUGCAGAUGAAGCACAUGGCGACAAGAUUGAUGUGGGAGCUUAG